AACCAAGGGUGCUGGAUCUCUGGAUGUAGUCUGGAUGCGUGUGGAUGCGUUUCCUCGGCGAACCACACAUCACCAGUCUGACAUCUCUGACUCUCUUGAUCAUCAUCGCGACAAUGGAUUCAACGCAUGAAUCACCGGCCGCCUCGCCCUCGUCAGGCUCCCUCCGCAGGCCCUCCCACUCCCACCGAGGCGACAAGGUCAUCUUCUGCUGCCCCGAGUUCGACGAACUGGCCAGGGAGCUGUGCGCCAUGGACAAGCAGUUCCUGCAGGGGAAGAUCACUUGGGGGGUGAGCGAUGGGAUGACAGGAGGGAUGGCACCAUGCCAAUGGGUGAGGUGCGUUGUGUUGUGUGUGGUUGUCAUGUCAGUCGUUCGAGGACGGUUUUCCAAACAUCAAUAUCCACGACUGGGCGAACCAUCUGCGUGGCAAGCACGUGGUUUUCCUCGCCUCGUUCAUGCUGGAGCACAGCGAGACAGCCAUAUUCGACCAGGUAUGCAGUGCAGUGCACGCGCGUGUGGCACUUUUUCAUCUGCCUGUGUUUAUGCAGUUGUCAGUGAUGUAUUCGAUUCCCAAGUAUCUGACCAAGUCGCUGACCAUCCUCCUGCCGUACUUCCCAACAGGUCAGACGCGUACACACGCCCCACACGCACGAGUGCAUCGUCCGUCACGUGUGUCUGUCUGUCAGGCACAAUGGAGAGGUGGGAGGGCAUGUGUGUGUGUGUGUGGCUGGGCAAUGCCCUGCGGAUAUAUCGAUGCUCUCUCUCUCUUUCUUCUGUCUGUCUGUCUGUGUGUGUGUGUGUGUAGGAUAGAGCAGGAGGGUCAGAUUGCGACGGCCAAGACGCUCGCACAGAUCCUCUCAGCCACGCCCGAGUGCCAUGGAACAGGUAGCAGAUAG
Messenger RNA from Vitrella brassicaformis, 894 nucleotides. NCBI's taxonomy places the organism in Eukaryota, Vitrellaceae. The record is from the annotation of a GenBank genome assembly.